Chlamydomonas reinhardtii is the source of this 2097-nucleotide messenger RNA. RefSeq lists its product as uncharacterized. NCBI's taxonomy places the organism in Eukaryota, Viridiplantae, Chlorophyta, Chlorophyceae, Chlamydomonadales, Chlamydomonadaceae. Gene Ontology annotation, cellular component: cytosol. The transcript has 8 exons. Gene Ontology annotation, biological process: TOR signaling. The record is from RefSeq and is a predicted model, not a curated record. Bases 98 to 1384 code for a protein of 428 amino acids.
GGACCAUCCGAAUUGCAUGUGAAUGCACGAUUCCUUGGAUAAACGCCAGCUCUAACUUGAAGAACCUUGCGACCCUGCCGAGUCGACCGGCUCAAAAAUGCCGGCGCAAGAAAAGGUUUUCCGGAACGCGGGAUGGCUCAUCAAAACAGUACAUGGUCCCAUUAUGGGGGAUAAAGAAGGAGACGCCUUCAGGCGUUAUCUUUCUGCAAUCGUGCUGCCGGAGAUGGUCUUCCACCUGAACCGUGUCGAGCUGGUGCAUGAAGCGAGCGGCGUGGUGAUCAGCCUGAACGCCUUUGACGCGCUCGCGGGAUGGCGGCACGAGGACCUGCCGCCCCUCCAAGUGCGGGUCGCCGAGGAGUGGCGCAAGGCGCGCGAGCACGAGAUCGCGCAGCAGAACGCGGUGCAGCUGACCUACGACUGGACCUUCACCACACCCUACACAUGCACCGUGGUGCCGCCGCCUGCGCCGGCUUCGCAGCAGUCGGCAUCUCCCUCGACCACCGGAUCCGCCUCCUCAACCACCUCCUCGGACGCAGCGGCUGCGGCUGCGCCGCCCUCCACCUCCUCCGCCGCCUCCUCCUCGGCCUCCGCCGCACCCUCGGAGGGCGGGAAGGAGGGGGAGGCGGCGGGGGGGCUGUCGCUGCAGGCGCUGCGGCACCACCCCCGUGGCGUGGCCGACUUUGUGUGCGACACGCCAGCCGGCACGUCAGCCGCAUCAGCAGCACCUGAAGCACCACAUCCAUCGCAAGCAACGGGCACGGCGCACCCUCCGCCAACGCAGCCACCAUCUCAUCCAGCUGCCGCUGCUGCUGCUGCUGCUGCUGCUGCUGCUGCCGCCGCUGCUGCAGCUGCUGAGCCCGUGCCCGCGUGUGUGUGGCAGCCUACGUCGGAGCAGAUCGACCGCGGGCUGCUCAUGGAGCGAGACCCCAUCCUGUUCUAUGACGAGGUGCCGCUGUAUGAGUCGGACCUGGACGACAACGGCGUGUGCGCGGUGACGGCCAAGCUGCGCGUGAUGCCGCGGUGCUGGCUGGUACUGCUGCGCUGCUGGGUGCGCGUGGACGGUAGCCUGGUGCGGCUGAGGGAGAGCCGCCUGUUCUGCAGACACGACAUGCGCUCAAAGGCGCUGGAUGUGCUGCAGGAGGUGCGCUACUGCGAGGGCGGUUUCAAGGACCUGCGGCGGGCCGGGGCGCCGGACGAGGGGCCGGCGUACACGGACGCAGACGCCGCGGCGCAGGUAUUCCAGGCUGUGGCGCCCGUCGGGCUCAAGACUCUGCAGCUGCGCAAAAUGACCUUGCCGCAGCCGCAGCAGCUGCCGCAGCCGUCAUUGCAGGCCGCCACCGCCACUCCCACCACCACCGCCAUGAAGCCGCCGUCAUCAUCUUAGGACGAACAAUGACAUGGGAACCGGGCGAAGGGAUUCGGCGUCCGGAGGCCUCAUGACACGUGUGUGUGUGUGUGUGGGGGGGGGGGGUGUCUGGUUCACUAUUUCUUGACAUGACUGGCGGGACUAAAUUAAGCUGCACCGCUUUCAGCGUGCGUGUCACGGUGAAUGGCGUCAUGAGAAAUAUAGGAAUGCGCGGGAGGAGGAGCAAGAUGUGGAAAAGCGCGCAUUCAUUCUGAGCGUGUAGCGCUAAUGCCGCCUUUGUGUAAAAUCAAGGGCUUUGCGCUUUUGAACCCCGCCCCUGCCGUUACACAUACGGCAACUAUUCCUUGUGCAUGUGCUUUCACUGUGAACUCCUCCAAACCACGCACAUUGGGCAUGUCAUUUUUGGGCGAGGCCGCUGGCCCUCACCAUCUUUGGUGCCCUCAUCGUGAUGCAGGGCUUCUUCAAGCGCUGGCCCAACUCGCGCUGGCGCUUCACUGUCGUGGCGCCAGGCGAGUAUGUGGGUGACGCAGAGCAGGGCACCUGGUGAGCUGGUGUAGCUGCGAGGAGCUGUAACGCUGAGAGAAGAACCUGUGCCUCGUGCCUUGGGAUGGGGAUGGGAGCGGUUGACAGGACAAGGGUGCAUGUGGGGCCUAGAAACGCGAGUUUGUUCGCCACGAGUAUUCGAAUACGGCGAUGGUCAGCGGGAGUAUGGAUACUCUAGUCGGCUUGGG